AUGGUCUACACUUCGCCAUUACCGGAUAUUGACAUUCCUAAGGAAAACAUCCUAGACUACCUGUUCCCUAAAGAUGUUACAGCCAACGAACAGCCCGUUUGGAUCGACUCCAGCGACUUCAACAACCACGUCUCCCCCAAGCAGAUGCUACAGUGGAUCAAGAGAGUGAUCAUAGGCUUGGACAAGCUAGGACUGCAGAAGGGAGACGUCUGCCUCGUACAUACCCCAAACCAUGUCCUCUUCCCAGCAGCAUAUCUCGGCAUCGUUGGCGGUUCACGAUGCUUCUCCGCGAUCAACCCAAUCUACACCGUCGACGAAAUCGUCCACCAGAUGACCCUCACGAAUGCCAAAUGUCUGCUUGUCCACCCAGACCUAGUCGAGCGAGAUCUCGAGGCAGCGAAGAAAGCAGGCACAAUCACGCCCGACCGAAUCUUCCAAUUCACAGACGACGCGAAGCCAUGCAAGGAAAAGCUGGGAGUGAAAGAUUGGCGGCACAUGCUCGGGAGCGAACAAGAGGCGGAAUCCUUCAGAUGGAAAUCGCUCAGCCCAAGAGAAUCAGAAACCACAGUUGCGACGAUCAACUUCUCUUCAGGCACGACUGGCAUGCCCAAAGGCGUCAUGAUCAGCCACCACGCCUUGAUCGCAAACGUCGAACAAACAGCCAAGAUUCGAUGGCCAGAGAAAGACUUCUCGAAGGGAGACAGAGUCACGGAUGAACGAUGGAUCGGAUUCCUGCCGCUAUACCACGCCUACGGACAGAUGUAUGCAAACCUGAUGGCUGUGAAGUUCCAGGUGCCGAUCUACAUCAUGCGGCAAUUCGUCUACGAAGAUUACAUUCGCUGCAUCGAGAGAGCGCAGGUCACGGACCUUCAAGUCGCGCCACCGAUUCUAAUCAUGAUGGCGAAGAGACCCGAAACGCAAAAGUACGACCUCAGCUGUAUACGGAGUAUCAUUUCUGGUGGUGCACCGCUGGGGAAGGACCUGGCGAACGAGAUCGCAAAGAAGUUCAACUGUGAUGUGAAGCAGGGAUGGGGCAUGACAGAGGUCACUUGUGGCUCGAUUCUGCAGGUGGAGGCCAGAGACGACGGCACCGUGGGAAGGCUCAUCCCGAACAACCAGCUGAGGCUGGUGGAUGAUGAUGGCAAGGAUGUCGGUACGGAUACGCCAGGUGAGAUGUGGAUCAAGGCACCGAAUGUCAUGCUUGGGUACUGGAGGAAUGAACAGGCUACCAAGGAGGCGUUGACGCAGGAUAUGUGGUUGAAGACUGGAGAUGUUGCCGUGAUCAACAAGGAGGGUUUCAUUUGGAUUGUGGAUCGAAAGAAGGAGCUCAUCAAAGUCAACGCAUUACAAGUCGCGCCGGCAGAGCUCGAAGCGAAGCUCCUGACACUGGACAGCGUAGCAGAUGCCGCUGCCGUCGGUGUCACCAUCAAUAGCGAAGAAUGGCCACGAGCAUACGUUGUGCUGAGCGAGAAGGCGAAGAAGGCCAAUGUUACACCCAACCAGAUACAGGAUGCUUUCAGGCCUCUAGUAGCGAAGCACAAGGCGCUGGUGGGAGGAGUGAAGUUCGUCGAUGAGAUUCCUAAACUCGCAAGUGGCAAGAUCCAGCGCAAGAUAAUGAGAGAGUGGGCGAAGAAGGACUCUGCAGAUCUGUCAAAGAACUUCGAGCGCGCUAGACUGUAG
Molecule: messenger RNA, 1680 nt
Organism: Fulvia fulva
Lineage: Eukaryota; Fungi; Ascomycota; Dothideomycetes; Mycosphaerellales; Mycosphaerellaceae
Product: Acyl-CoA synthetase ACTT5
Exons: 4
Coding region: 1-1680 (559 amino acids)
Biological process (GO): secondary metabolic process
Molecular function (GO): CoA-ligase activity
Source: RefSeq, a predicted model, not a curated record